This is a messenger RNA of Juglans regia (Persian walnut), 637 nucleotides long. RefSeq names its product cysteine-rich and transmembrane domain-containing protein WIH2-like. The transcript has 3 exons. Bases 134 to 430 code for a protein of 98 amino acids. The record is from RefSeq and is a predicted model, not a curated record. Gene Ontology annotation, cellular component: plasma membrane. NCBI's taxonomy places the organism in Eukaryota, Viridiplantae, Streptophyta, Magnoliopsida, Fagales, Juglandaceae.
CCACAAGUUCGUGCAUGACUUUUUAUUCAUUUUAGAAGACUUAUAAAUCCACUCAAAAUUCCUCAACCUCUCAUCCGACCCUCUCUCUCUCUCUCUCUCUCGCGCAUUUCGUAAGCAUCUGAUUUUAUCAGUCAUGAGCCACUAUGAUCAGCAGCAAGCUCCUGGGGCAUAUCCCCCACCUGUGACUGCAUAUCCGCCGAGCUAUGGACCUCCACAGGCUGUAGUAGAUCAGGGCAACGUUCAAGUUCCUAAUUAUUAUGUUGCACCACCUCCACCAAUUGGUUACCCAACCAGAGGUACUGACGCUGCAGCAGGGUAUAAUCCCCAACACAUGCCUCCCGUUGAAACUACAACUAGGGGUGAAGGGUUUUGGAAAGGAUGUGUUGCUGCCUUGUGCUGUUGCUGGGUCUUAGAUUUUUGCUGUUGCUGAUAGCCUGCAGACAGUAUUAUGCUCCCAUCAAUUUAGAAUGUGACCCGUCCUGUGUAAUCUAAAAUCUUGAAAAGGUUUACACAAUUUGAUAGAUUCGUACUUUAUUACUAUAUUUCUGUGAUGCGGUAACAAUCACUAUAUAUUGUAUUGCCAAGGAGCUUAAAAAAUUCAUCGUUUUAUAUCAAACACCAUCUUAAAAGAACUCAA